This is a messenger RNA of Myzus persicae (green peach aphid), 2710 nucleotides long. RefSeq names its product eukaryotic peptide chain release factor GTP-binding subunit ERF3A (gene eRF3). Gene Ontology annotation, cellular component: translation release factor complex. Gene Ontology annotation, molecular function: translation release factor activity; GTPase activity; GTP binding. NCBI's taxonomy places the organism in Eukaryota, Metazoa, Arthropoda, Insecta, Hemiptera, Aphididae. The transcript has 10 exons. The record is from RefSeq and is a predicted model, not a curated record. The coding region runs from base 182 to 1900 and encodes 572 amino acids. Gene Ontology annotation, biological process: translation.
UGUAUCGCACAUUCGCACCAUAUCUCGUGAUUGGUGAUUCGGUAUUAUUUUUUUCUCGAUUCCAAACACGUUUUUUUCUGUCUACGUCGAUUGGUUCCUCAAUGCAGUGAUUGGGUUUCGCAUUUUCAUCUGUGUACGUAAUACGGGACGCGUAGGUACCGACCGAUAAACGACCAUAGAUAUGUCUAAUAACGCAGCGCCGGACUCUUGGGAGGAAGACGAAUUAACAGAUUCGAGUGCCGCUGAUUUGCAGCAGAAGCUCAUCAAACUAAACGUAAACGCGGUGGAGUUUAUUCCGUCGUUUACCUCGUUUUCGUCCAAGUCCGACGAUGUUGACGGAGGCCCCGAAGAUGAGACUGCUGGUGGUGGUGACAAGAAAACGACCAACGUGGAUGGCAUAGGAGACCCGUUGGCUGGUGACACCGGCGGAGGGGCUUCAGCUGCUGUGCUUGACUCAUGGGAAGAUGGUGCGUCCAGUACUCCCGAGGACGGAACUGCCAAACCCAUUAUUGAGAUUGAUAAUGAUAUCGACAUUGACGUUGAUGUGGAUGGUGAAGAUGAAAAACCUAAACCCAUUGCUAAAAAAGCUAUUGAAGAAUCUGAACCAAAACCUAAAAAGGAACAUAUCAAUAUAGUGAUUAUUGGGCACGUAGAUGCUGGAAAAUCAACAAUUGGUGGCCAAAUAAUGGCACUUACUGGUAUGGUUGAUAAAAGAACUCUAGAUAAAUAUGAAAAAGAAGCAAAAGAAAGAAGCAGAGAAUCCUGGUACUUAUCAUGGGCAUUAGAUACUAAUCAAGAAGAAAGAGAAAAGGGCAAAACAGUUGAAGUUGGCCGAGCAUAUUUUGAAACCGAGAGAAAGCAUUUUACAAUAUUGGAUGCACCUGGUCAUAAAAGUUUUGUACCCAAUAUGAUUGGUGGUACUGCUCAAGCUGAUUUAGCUGUUUUGGUUAUUUCGGCUCGUAAAGGUGAAUUUGAAACUGGAUUUGAUCGAGGUGGUCAAACCCGAGAACAUGCUAUGUUAGCAAAAACAGCCGGUGUUAAACACAUGCUGGUGUUAAUAAAUAAAAUGGAUGACUCAACCGUCCUGUGGUCAAAAGCUAGAUAUGAAGAAUGUAGAGACAAAAUUUUACCUUACCUGAAAAAGCUCGGAUUCAAUGUAGCCAAAGACUUAACAUUUAUGCCCGUGUCUGGUCAAACUGGUUUAGGACUAAAAGACCAGGUUGACGAAUCUAUAUGCCCAUGGUAUAGAGGGCCAGCUUUUAUUCCAUUUAUUGACAAUUUACCUUUAUUAAAUCGUAGUUCAGAUGGUCCUUUUAUAAUGCCUGUUGUAGAAAAAUAUAAAGACAUGGGAACUGUACUCAUGGGUAAAGUAGAAUCAGGCGAAGCAAGGAAAACACAAACUCUAGUGUUAAUGCCAAAUAGAACAACUGUUAUUGUUGAUCAAUUGUGGUCAGAUGAUGAAGAAGUUACCUCGGUUGGACCAGGUGAAAAUAUUAAAGUUAAACUAAAAGGAGUUGAAGAAGAAGAUGUUUCUCCUGGUUUUAUUUUAUGUGAUCCAAUUAAUCCAGUUAAAACAUGUCGUAUAUUUGAUGGACAGGUUGUCAUAUUAGAGCAUAAAAGCAUUAUUUGUGCUGGAUAUUCAGCAGUUAUGCAUAUACAUUGUGUUGCUGAAGUAGUAGAAGUUAAGGCAUUAAUAUGCUUAGUUGAUAGAAAAACUGGAUUGAAAUCAAAUAUGAGGCCAAGAUUUGUUAAGCAAGAUCAAGUAGUCAUAAUGAGGCUUGAAUGUUCAGGUGUUGUUUGCCUUGAAGAAUUCAAACUUUUCCCCCAAAUGGGUAGAUUCACACUUCGAGACGAAGGUAAAACUAUUGCUAUUGGAAAGGUGUUGAAAAUAAUUGAAUAGAUGAGCUUAUUUAUGUUGAAACCUAGUAAGUUGAAAACGUUGGGCGACAUAUAUAUAUAUUUUAUAACUUAAUUUUUUUCAUUUAUUUUUUAUGAUAAAAAAAAAAAAAAAUGUUGAACUCAAAAAAAAAUAUGCUGAUCCUUUUAUUAUAUAAGAAAUCUAAUAUUUAUAUAGCCACAUUUAACGGACACUUGUUAUUGUUGAUUGAUAGUUAAUGUGUGCCUUAUACCAGGCAGUUUUUUUUUUUUUACAUAGCUUGUACAUGUUAAAUAAUUACAUAGACUAUGUAAAAGAAAAAAAUGUUACUAAUAAUUAUAUUUAUCUCUAAAUCAUUGAACUGCCAUCUAUGUCCUUGUAUAAGCUGUACAAUUUGUCUGAUUACAAUUUGCAACAGUAAUAACACUACUGAAAGCACUUGGCUUGCUCACGGAUAUGGGUUAUACUUUUUGUAUUCUUGCGCAAAUAUGACAAUUAUACACAUUAAGUUAUAUAAAUUUGUAUGACAAGCAACUCAUGUCUUACUUGGACCUAAAUGUACUCUAUACAUGAAGAAUUGUCUGACUAUGCUAUCUGAUGUGUAACUUUCAUAUUUAAAUAUGUUUUGUUGUUAUCGAAGAAAGUCCAAGUGUUAAAUUUAAUUAAAAAUGUGUCCAUUAAGACUUUUGUAACCAACUUUUUACAUAAUUUAUUAUAUUUCAUUAAUUUGUGUAUAAUCUACAACCAAUAACUAUUGAAUCAGAUAAAGAAAUAAGAUUAAAUAUAUUCAUUAUUAUUAUUUCAGACAAUAAAACGAUUAUUUUCAGCUAUAAA